This is a messenger RNA of Haemonchus placei, 246 nucleotides long. The record is from the annotation of a GenBank genome assembly. Lineage: Eukaryota; Metazoa; Nematoda; Chromadorea; Rhabditida; Trichostrongylidae.
AUGCCGUCUCAGGAUCAACUCAAAGAGAUCUUCAACCUCUACGAUGAGGAGCUCGAUGGUAAGAUCGACGGCACCCAAAUUGGAGACGUCGUCCGGGCUGCUGGACUCAAGCCGACCAACGCCAUGGUCGUCAAGGCUUCGGGACAGGAGUUCAAGCGCAAAGGCGAGAAGCGCAUUACUUUCGAGGAAUGGCUGCCGAUCUUCGAGCAACUGUCCAAAGAAAAGGUAAAUUUUGAUAUUUUAUGA